Messenger RNA from Numida meleagris (helmeted guineafowl), 624 nucleotides. It is a transcript of the gene KCNE3, whose product is annotated as potassium voltage-gated channel subfamily E regulatory subunit 3. Bases 1 to 285 code for a protein of 94 amino acids. Gene Ontology annotation, biological process: potassium ion export across plasma membrane; negative regulation of delayed rectifier potassium channel activity; regulation of heart rate by cardiac conduction. Lineage: Eukaryota; Metazoa; Chordata; Aves; Galliformes; Numididae. Gene Ontology annotation, molecular function: voltage-gated potassium channel activity involved in ventricular cardiac muscle cell action potential repolarization; potassium channel regulator activity; delayed rectifier potassium channel activity. The transcript has a single exon. Gene Ontology annotation, cellular component: membrane. The record is from RefSeq and is a predicted model, not a curated record.
AUGGAGGAGGACAACGGGACGGAGCCGUGGCACCGCAGCCUCCAAGCGAUGCUGGAUGCCUUGAACCAAACCUUACACGGGGCCGUCCUCCGCCCCACCGCCCCGCACAACGCCAGCGCCCGCGCCGGCCGGGAUGACAACGCCUACCUGUACAUCCUCUUCGUCAUGACGCUUUUCGCCGUCACCGUGGGCAGCCUCAUCCUGGGCUACACCCGGUCCCGAAAGGUGGACAAGCGCAGCGACCCGUACCACGUCUACAUCAAGAACAGGGUCUCCAUGAUCUGAGCCCGGUGCCUCCAUGCAGAACGAACCCCGCGGUGCUGAGCCCCGGCGUGCGGCAGGAGCACCGGUGUCACCUGCGGGCAGGUCCUGGUGCUGCAGAACCACUGCAGCUGGGGACGUGGGGAUGGUGGAGACGUCUCCUUUCCCACCGUUCCCAUGCCUUACUGAGGCUGGCAGGGGCUGUAAAAGAGGAAAAUUCCCUGCUCAGAGCAGCCAGCAUCACCUCCAAAGCGCGCUCUGCACUGCUUAGCGUGGGUUUUCCUGGGGCUAAAAGCUGUGAUUUCGGAGCCAGGCUGAGCCCCGCUUCGCUGGUGGGGAAUUAAAGGAGGUGGCGGUUCCCAA